GCUAAAUGUUGGGGGAAAAUCAGCUUCUCUGUGGUCGCUCGUUGAGUCCGUUGUCGCCCCUGACUUCGAUCUGCCGCAAUCAUGUUGCCCAACACUGGGAAGUUAGCAGGAUGUACUGUCUUCAUCACAGGUGCAAGCCGCGGCAUUGGCAAAGCGAUUGCUUUGAAAGCAGCCAAGGAUGGAGCAAACAUAGUCAUUGCUGCGAAGACCGCCCAGGCACACCCCAAACUUCCAGGCACCAUCUAUACUGCUGCUGAAGAAAUCAAAGCAGCUGGAGGAAAGGCCUUGCCAUGUAUUGUUGAUGUAAGAGAUGAAGAGCAAAUCAGCAGUGCUGUGGAGAAGGCAGUGGAAAAAUUUGGAGGAAUUGAUAUUUUGGUGAAUAAUGCCAGUGCUAUUAGCUUGACCAACACAUUGGAAACACCUACGAAGAAAGUGGAUUUGAUGAUGAACGUCAACACCAGAGGCACCUAUCUUACAUCUAAAGCAUGCAUUCCUUAUUUGAAAAAGAGUAAAAUUGCUCAUAUCCUCAAUCUCAGCCCACCUCUGAACCUGAAUCCACUGUGGUUCAAACAGCACUGUGCUUACACUAUUGCUAAAUAUGGUAUGUCUAUGUGUGUACUUGGAAUGGCAGAAGAAUUUAAAGGUGAAAUUGCAGUCAAUGCGUUGUGGCCUAAAACAGCCAUCCACACCGCUGCUAUGGAUAUGCUGGGAGGAUCUGGUAUCGAAAGCCAGUGUAGAAAAGUUGACAUCAUUGCAGAUGCUGCAUAUUGCAUUUUCAAAAAGCCAAAAAGUUUUACGGGAAACUUUAUUAUCGAUGAAAAUAUCUUAAAAGAAGAAGGAAUAAAAAAUUUUGAUGUCUAUGCCAUUACACCAGGCCAUCCUUUGUUACCAGAUUUCUUCUUGGAUGAACAGCCAGCUAUAGUUACAAAGAAAGCAGACUCAUAUGGUGCUGUUCCAGAAUUGAAAGAAGAGAAGACGCAGCCACCACCAAAACCACGUUCUGGAGCUGUGGAAGAAACAUUCAGAAUUGUUAAGGACUCACUCAGUGAUGACGUUGUUAAAGCCACUCAAGCCAUCUAUCAGUUUGAACUCUCAGGUGAAGAUGGUGGAACAUGGUUUCUUGAUCUUAAAAGCAAGGGUGGUAAUGUUGGAUAUGGAGAGCCUUCUGAUCAGGCAGAUGUGGUAAUGAGUAUGUCUACUGAUGAUUUUGUAAAAAUGUUUUCAGGGAAACUAAAACCAACAAUGGCAUUCAUGUCAGGAAAACUGAAGAUUAAAGGAAACAUGGCCCUGGCAAUCAAAUUGGAGAAGCUAAUGAAUCAGAUGAACUCCAAGCUAUAAAGAGAAAAGAAAAUAUGUUGACUGCUAAGCUCAAAAAGUAAAAGGGCUCAACAGUUAAAAUUGAAUGUUUCUUUUCACCCCCCAUUAUGUUACAAGGAUAUGCUUGUUCUGGAAAAAAAAUAGAAUUUCUGUAUCUAUAAGAUUUGAAAUUGUAAUUAAAACAGCUAUCCAACCAAACAUAAGCAUCAUUAAGUGGUCCUGUAUCUCAUAUACCAUCAUCUUCUAGGAAAAGUAUUAUUGGUGAUCAGUUAGGGUCAGGCAGUAACAAUAACUCUUUUCAUAUCUUCUUCCCAUGUAAAA
Molecule: messenger RNA, 1638 nt
Organism: Budorcas taxicolor (takin)
Lineage: Eukaryota; Metazoa; Chordata; Mammalia; Artiodactyla; Bovidae
Gene: HSDL2
Product: hydroxysteroid dehydrogenase like 2
Exons: 11
Coding region: 82-1338 (418 amino acids)
Cellular component (GO): mitochondrion
Source: RefSeq, a predicted model, not a curated record